This is a messenger RNA of Pocillopora damicornis (cauliflower coral), 2123 nucleotides long. Its product is annotated as adhesion G protein-coupled receptor G6-like. Lineage: Eukaryota; Metazoa; Cnidaria; Anthozoa; Scleractinia; Pocilloporidae. Gene Ontology annotation, biological process: G protein-coupled receptor signaling pathway; cell surface receptor signaling pathway. Gene Ontology annotation, molecular function: G protein-coupled receptor activity. The record is from RefSeq and is a predicted model, not a curated record. Gene Ontology annotation, cellular component: membrane.
CUAAAAAAAAUUUUCCACCCCGCAAUCUCCCCCUCACGUGUAUGAAAAUAAUUCUCAACGAAAUCUGUCGUCAACUUGUAACCAUAUAUUCCAGUUUGUCUUUUUUGAAUGAGCCAUAUGCACGUUUACUUAAGAACACCUCAUCUUUCUUUCAAGUCUUGAUUUCGUGUACGUACGCGAGAAAUUUAAGGGAAAGUUAUUCCAUAACCGGCUAAGAUAAAUAAUAUCUCUGUGGAAAAACGAGGUGGCACAGGAAAAAAAAACGACAAAAGAAAAAUAGGGGUGAAUUUUUAACAAUUGACGUCAUCGUAGACAUGUCACAUUUUACAUAAUCCGUACAAAUAAAGUCAAACUGGCUGACAGAACAAUAAAAAAGAGUGAUCUUUACUUACCAUGAAGUAAAAAGAGCGUGCCGAAAAAAAUCAUGCCGGAAAAUUAAAGUCGUGUCGGAAAACUAAAGUCGUACCGCAAAAUUAAAAUCAUCUUGCCAGAAAAUUGAAGUCGUACCGGAAAAUUAAAGUCGUGCCGAGAAAAAAAACUGAGAAGGUGAAAAAAUUUGAUGAGAAACGUGAGAUAGUACUUACUGAGCUCCGUUUUCCCUCCCACGGUAACAGUUCAAUUGAAGGAUUUGUAAAAUACCGCCCACUAACACAUUAAGUAAAAAUUUGAUAAAAUGUUGUAAUUUUUAAAGGAGACUAAAUCCUGCUGUGCAACAGCAACACCAAGGCAAUUAUCCGCAUCUUUUUACCGUCAUCCCGUCAAUUAAUUAUUUAAGCACCUCUUUCGCUUUUAGCGCCAAAAGGAACAUCUGUUAUCAGCGUGAAACAAGCCUCAUUGCAAUUGGUUAUUGGUGAUGAUAACCCAUCCUUUAUCAUGAUUUUCUUGCUGAAACGCAUAUCAGGCCGGAACAUCAAACCAAACUCCUCAAAAACGUCUUUCCAAAGUCUGAGCGUCGUUUGUAGGAAGUCUUCAUAGUUACUCUAACGAUGGGAAAAAUAUGAUCAGUUCAUACAUUGGGAUUUAUUACUUGAUUCAAGAGCACUAAAGAAUUUUCGUGUACGCGCAACAAAGAAUAUGGGGGUUUUAGAAAUACUAACAUAUGUUGGUCUCUCUGUCUCGAGUUUCAGUUUUCUGUUAGUCUUAGUGACUUACUCACUUUUUAAACAGCUUCGAACUUUACCCGGAAUCAACUUGAUGAAUUUCUCUAUGGCACAUUUGUUGGCAGACCUACUUUUCCUUCUAGCAGGAAGUGCAACGAAGCUCACAUGUACAAUAAUCGCCAUUUUAAUGCACUAUUUCUUUCUGGCGUCCUUCACCUGGAUGUCAUUCAUCGCGUUUGAAACGUGGCGAACUUUUUCCACAAUCUGCAUACAGCGCAGAAAUCUGACCAGAAGUGAAAAGUGUCUUAGUUUAAUGCGAAGAAUUGCAGUGGGAUGGCUUCCUGCUUUUGCUGUUGUGGCAGUGUGUGUAGCAAUUCACCUGUUCGACGCUGAUACGUUUCUUUACGGCGCCCGCGCUACUUCGACCAAAUUCUGCUGGAUAAACAAUUCAACUGCGCUAUUGUUCGCGUUCGCUCUGCCAGUAUUUAUUGCCAUACUGUUUAACAUUGUACUCUUUUCCUUGACUGUGAUAGCUAUACGAAAAACAAACCGUCAACUGAGAGAAGCAACAUACCAUGCAAAAAACCGCAUAACUGCGGCUGUGUUCGUUAAGAUUUUCAGUUUGAUGGGCUUCACAUGGAUUUUUGGCUUUUUGCAACCGUUACACAGAAGCUUUGCAUACCCAUUUGUCAUAUUUACCACUUUCAUGGGACUGUAUGUAGCGCUGGCGUUUGUGUUUACGCCAAAAAUCAUGAGUCUAUAUCGCGCCAUGCUGUGCACUAACAAAACUGAGGUGGUUCCUUUUGGAGCUGAAGUAAAUAACAGCGCCCCUAAACAUGAAAGGCAAAAAAACUCAUGAAUGACUAGAUUUAUGAUUUACAAAAACAUAGCAAACAAAGCAGAAAUUCCGUGCCUUACUAUUUCCCUGCUUUACGCUGUAAAAAAUUCACCUACGGUGAUAUAACGAAAAGGCAAAAUUAGUCGUUCAAAAAUGUAAAAUGAUGUUACUUAAAAUGGAAUAAA